Messenger RNA from Aphanomyces astaci, 2564 nucleotides. RefSeq lists its product as hypothetical. Gene Ontology annotation, molecular function: protein binding. Bases 685 to 2535 code for a protein of 616 amino acids. NCBI's taxonomy places the organism in Eukaryota, Oomycota, Saprolegniomycetes, Saprolegniales, Verrucalvaceae. The transcript is spliced from 10 exons. The record is from RefSeq and is a predicted model, not a curated record.
CCCGUGCAUUUCCUCGAAAGAUCACGUAAUGAUGCGCCGACAUCGCGUUCAGGACAUUGCGCCGACGGCCACGACGGCCCCCCAAAUGCUCCACGCCGAUGUGCUGGACCUCAUCGCCGCUCUGUGCUGUCUCUACUGCAUUCUCAUGAGCUUCAUGCACCUGGGUCUGUCCAUCUUUCCGUACAUGCAGCGCUUCUUUGGGUUCGUGAAUCCCAUCUUCACUGCCACCACGUUUGCCAUAUGUGGGGCUGUCCACCUCCGCGGGUGGUGGCGCAUUCGAGCUAGACGCUGGGUGGUCAAUCGAACUGCCAAGCACCUGCGCAACAUCAGCCCCCUGCUCAUUUCGACCCUCGGCCGCCAGCAAGCCAUGUCGACCAAUGAUCGCUCGUACAACGAUCGAAUACGCACCCUCGUGCGUCUCCAGUCGGCGUCCACUGUCACAGCUUCCGACUUGGACGUACUUCGCGAGCACCUGCUACGAGCCAAGCGCGCGUACGAAGGCCAAGGCGUGCGCGGGUCGGCUGUCGUCAUGCUGCUGAUCGCAAAGAUGAAAUGGUUCCACGCGCGGAUCGUUGCUGAAACAUUAUACCAAAAGUAUGAACCAGCUCCCAAAGCACAUCGUCGAGUACGUCAUGUCUGUGCCCUAGGUACUUUGGACCGCGAGGAGCAUUUAGCCGCCAGGGCAUGCACUACGAAGCGCGCCUUCUCGUCCGUGAGUGCAUUGUGCUGCCCAUGCAGUUCUUUCGCGGGUACAACAACAGCAACCACUUGUCGAGUCCCCUCACCACAACGUUUGGGGUCGUGCUGGGCCUGCACUGCAUCGUCGUUGCCCCAUCCUUCGUGUCGAAUCUCAACCUCCUUCCACGCAAUUUCCCGCGAGCGCGCACCCGCCGCGAGCAUCUAGUCGUGACGAUCGUCCUCUUUGACUUGGUACUUGGCGUGGUGCUGCCGUUGUCACUCGCCGUGCCAGUCAUUUACAGCCUCGUGACUUCCCCCACCAUCAUAAGCGACCAAAACUGGGAUGUGUACGCCAUCUCGGUCAUCAAAGCCAUGCUGAUCAUGACAUUCACCGACUUGAUCGCGGCCGUGGCGCCCAUGCUGCUGCUGUAUGUGACACUGCAAAACGUCCACGCGUCCAACGUCGACACGUUUCUAUCGAGUCACGUCUUGGUCACGGCGACGCCACCCCCCAAACGUAAAACCUCGAGCGUUCUCAAGCGAAUGUUCACCGCCUUCUUGCAUUUCGUACACGGAACCCUGUUGUCCUUCUAUCCGCCGCCAUCGUCGUCGUUGUCGUCGUCGCCGACGCUUGGAUCGAAAGUGACCACGCAAGCAACAACCCCGCCAGUCGUCCCACAAGCAUGGACGUCUCCUCCUUUAGAGGUCCCCCUCUUGCUGGCCCCCGAGGUCGUGGAGACGCCGGGGGACCUUCCGCGCUCGUCUCAGCAGGUCGAAACCAUCUCGGCGUUCAACAUUCGAUGCCGUUACUUUGUGUUUGCCGUGUACACUUGCUGCAGCGUCGUGUCGGGAGUCGUCAUUGCUUGGAUCGCCGUGCGGUCGUUCGUGUGGACAUGUGGAGACGUCACCAUGCCCGCGUACGUCCAGUGCGCCCGUCACAUUCGGCCGUGGCACGUGUACCCCCUGUGGUCCCAAGAAUGUCACUGCCAAAUCCUCGAAUUUGACUGCAGUCGUGUGGACACUCCAAUCGUGGACUGGAUACAACUGUACGGCGAAAUGGACGGCUUCCUCGAGUCGACCGCUGCCCCGUUUGUGAACCACCUGACGUUUCGCAACUGCCCCCUGCACGCCCCGCAUCGGCCGUCGCCGCACAUCGCUCGGUUCACGGACCUGUACUUCUUGCAGCUGGCCGCGUGCGGGUUGGACUCGACUGACGUCAUUGACAUGGACUUUAGCAUCUUUUCCAAAAUCCUGUACCUCUCGUUCACGAACAACAGCUUCGCGGACAUUUCUCCAUCGUUUCAGCACAUCCCGCCGCUCUGUUUGGGCAUUUCGUUCAGCUUCAACGACAUGCACAACGCUACGUUUCCCGACUGGAUUGGCCCGGCGUGGGCAAACUUGACCCAGUUGUACUUUCGUCAGGCCAACUUGACAGUGUUUCCGCCGGCGUUCGUGCAGCUAGAGUGGAUCGGCAUCAUUGACCUGACGAGCAAUUCCAUCACGUCAUUCCCGCCGCUGCCGACGGCGUGGGGCUUCUGGAGCCACUUGACCGAGCUGCGACUAGCGAACAACAAGCUCACGUCCGUUCCGUCCGAAUUGACGUCGCUGCCGGCGCUCCAGGUGCUGACGUUGGCGUCGAAUGACCUUGCCGACUGUCCAGCCCCCACCCACUCCAUUUCGACGUACACCAUGGAAGACAACCCAUGUUGCACGGCUCGAUCCGCGGCGUGUCCUGUGGCCUGCCACCCGGCCUGCGAUGAACGUUUCCGCACUUCUUACUAUUGCAUCUUAGAGUGCGCGACACCUGCAUGUAUCCAAGUCGCAGGAAGCACAUGCCAGCAUAAAACCCCAGUGUAAUAAAUAAUCAAAGACAUUUGAAGCAUGUG